AGAUGCAAUGGCAAUGGCAAUGGCAAUGGCAAUGGAUAAGGAUGAUGAUGAUUAUAAUGAUGGUCUUUACAAGGUGUAAGAAAGAAAAUUGUUCCAAAAGACUUCCUUUCGACUACUGAAAGAGGGAUUUUUCAAUUUAGAUUAGUUAAGAUCCUGAUCUCAUUCAAACAUGAAAAAAGCGAAAGAAAUCUCGAUUGAAAGAAGAAAAAGAAUGAUGUCAUUGAAACCCUUUGUAGAAAUCUGUUCAACCUUUGUUUGUCCGUUUUGAGCUGUGGGAUUCACUUUUAUGAUUUGUUGUCACACAAACCCCACACUACUCUUACUUUAGCCCUAAACAAACAUUUUCUCCUAUCAUUCAUUCUCACACUUUGAUGCCAAAAACCCUCUACGCUCUUUCCCUCUCUUCUCAUGGAUCUAGCCUAGUUUUCAAGAAACAGCCUCUCAAAGAAGCAGAUUUUCUUUCAAAUUAAAAUGGCAGCUGAGAAGCCUAGCUCUAAAGGGCAGGCAUGGUUUUGCACAACUGGGCUGCCAAGUGACAUUGUGAUUGAAGUAGAGGACAUGACCUUUCACCUCCACAAGUUUCCUUUGACGUCAAGAAGUAGAAAGCUUCAUCAACUAAUAACAGAGCAAGAAACAAAUCCUACAACUUCAGCCACUCAAAGAGAUGACCACCAAGAAGAAACAGAAGAAGAAAGAGAUGAAAUUGAAGAAAUCCUUUGUCAAAUUUCUCUCCUGGACUUCCCAGGAGGCUCUGAAACUUUUGAGAUGGCUGCAAAGUUUUGCUACGGUGUGAAGGUAGACUUAAACUCAUCUAUCAUUGCUCCUCUUCGCUGUGCCGGAGAGUUUCUUGAAAUGACAGAAGAGUAUUCAGAAGAUAAUUUAAUUUCCAAGACAGAGAGGUUUUUCUCGCAAUCUGUGCUUAAAAGUCUUAAGGAGUCUAUUAAGGCCUUAAAAUCUUGCGAGCGGGUGUUGCCACUCGCUGAGAGUUUAGGCAUUACUGAGAGAUGCAUUGAUUCUAUUGCUUCGAGAGCUUCCUCUGUCGAUCCAGCCUUGUUUGGCUGGCCGGUCAGCGAAGCAGCAAAUGAGAAUGUUAGAGCUGGUUCCAGUCAGGCCCUAUGGAACGGGAUUGGAUCCACGGUAAGAAGAAAAGGAAGCGGUGCCAAAAGCAAUAAUGCGGAUUCUUGGUUUGAUGAUUUGACACUUUUGAGCUUACAGUUGUUCAAGCGGUUGAUUUUGGCUAUGAAAGUGGGAGAUCUGAAUCCGGAGAUUGUAGAGAGCUGUUUAAUGUACUAUGCCAAGAAGCACAUUCCUGGCAUAUCAAGAUCAAAUAGGAGGCCAUCUUCUUCAUCAUCAUCUUCAAUUGCUUCAGAGCGUGAACAAAGGGAAGUGUUGGAGACUAUUGUUUCCCAUCUUCCAUUGCACAAAAGUUCUAGAUCUUCCACAACUACAAGGUUCUUUUUUGGUUUGUUAAGAACUGCAAAUAUACUAAAUGCAGCUGAAGAGUGUCGGUCCACAUUGGAGAAGAAGAUUGGGUUACAACUAGAGCAAGCAACACUAGAUGAUUUAUUGAUUCCUAGCUAUUCAUAUUUGAACGAGACUUUAUAUGAUGUGGAUUGCUUGGAGAGAAUCCUAGGCCACUUCUUGGAUGGACUUGAAGAAGAGAGAAACGCAGGUGAGAUUGAAGCUGGCGACGAUGGUGGAGGUAGCAAUGUGAGACCACCCACUUUAAUGCUUGUAGGAAAGCUAAUUGAUGGCUAUCUUGCCGAGAUUGGAUCAGAUGCAAAUUUAAAGUCUGAUAGGUUCUACAAUCUCGCAAUUUCACUACCGGAGCAAGCUAGACUCUUUGAUGAUGGCCUUUACCGAGCUGUAGAUGUGUACCUCAAGUCACAUCCAUGGACAUCAGAGGCGGAGCGAGAGAAGAUAUGUGGAAUCAUGGAUUGCCAAAAGCUCACAAUAGAAGCGUGCACGCACGCAGCACAAAAUGAGCGGCUUCCAUUGCGUGCAGUGGUUCAAGUUUUGUUUUUUGAGCAGUUACAACUCCGCCACGCAAUUGCAGGGACAUUGAUUGCAGUGGAGGCUGAUUCUGCAAGGCCCUCCCUGCUAAGACGGAGGGAGGAGGAGAUAGAGGCAGAGGCAGAGGCAGAAGCAGAAGCAGAAGCAGGGGCAAUGCAGGAGGGUAACAGUAACGCUUGGAGGGGAGCGGUGAGGGAAAAUCAAGGGCUGAGGCUAGACAUGGAUAGCAUGAGGACUAGGGUACAUCAGCUUGAAAGAGAGUGCUCAAAUAUGAAGAGGGUGAUUGAGAAGAUUGACAAGGAGGGUCCACGUGAGCAUAACGGAGGGUGGAGAGGGUCCUUGACGAGGAGGUUUGGGUGCAAGUUUAAGACCCAAGUUUGUGAUUCUCAUGAACAAGCGGUUGUAAAUGCUAGGAAGGGAAGACAACAUCAUCAUCAUCAACAGUAGAUGUCUCAGUAUGGGAACAGGAUGCUGUUUUUCCACCAAUGAUUCCGUUGAGUGUCCAAAUUGACACAUCUUUUAAGGUGAUGGGCAUCGCAAAGCAUGGAGGGCAGUGGAAAUUGCAGGUUCUUUCUAUAAAGUUUGUGUAAUUUGAACUGUGUUGUGUAUCUGUGGGUCACUCCCAGAAGUUAAGGGUUGGAAAUAGCAUUCAUAUAUCAUUGGAAGCA
Molecule: messenger RNA, 2681 nt
Organism: Populus nigra (black poplar)
Lineage: Eukaryota; Viridiplantae; Streptophyta; Magnoliopsida; Malpighiales; Salicaceae
Product: BTB/POZ domain-containing protein At5g66560-like
Exons: 5
Coding region: 472-2460 (662 amino acids)
Molecular function (GO): protein binding
Source: RefSeq, a predicted model, not a curated record